Messenger RNA from Biomphalaria glabrata, 3564 nucleotides. RefSeq names its product TRIO and F-actin-binding protein-like. The record is from RefSeq and is a predicted model, not a curated record. The transcript has 2 exons. Lineage: Eukaryota; Metazoa; Mollusca; Gastropoda; Planorbidae. Bases 860 to 1960 code for a protein of 366 amino acids.
ACAUGGGGAUGUAGCUGAAGUUGUGGAUGGAUCAUUGUUGCAUGACUAAUCGGACAUAUUUCUGUUACUAAUUACAUUGUUGCAUGACUAAUCAGACAUAUUUCUGUAACUAAUUACAUUGUUGCAAUUUCUACGCCUGGACAUUCAAUGUGGACUACUGUUGCUAUAGUCAUAAAGUGUUGGCCAUUGAUCUUUAUAUCUCUCAGUUGUCUGGCGUUCUCCACCAUGCGAACAUGUUAUUUAUUUCCUAAUCAUUUUUACCAUAUUUACACUUUUUAAAAAUUCACUUUAUCAUCUUUCUUUCUCCCUCUCUUCUUUCUCUUUUUCUCUCUUCUCUUUCACACCAUUCAUUCAUGUGUGCCGCUGGUCGUCCACUUUACGGUAUACGGAUAUAUACAAACGCGACAUGAAGCUCUUCAAAAUCGACACUAACAGCUGGGGAAAAGUGGCACAUGGAGAGUGAGCAUAAAGGAAGGGUCUCCGAUUGCAGAUGCCAUACACAAAAGUAGUAGAAAGAAGGGUGAAAAUGCAAUGGCGCCUGGCGAUUACAGAUGCCCAACCUGUGACCGCAGCUGUGUAUCAAGGUUUUGCCUCUUUAGUCACACAAGAAGCUGCGAAGGGAAAAGAUCAUCUCUCGAGACGUAAAAUGCCACAGAUUGUCUCUCUUUUUCAUUUUUCUUUCAAAUAUAAAUCAUUUUUUCAUUUUCUCUCCUGCUGAUCUAUUAAUGUUAACCACAGUAGAAGGAUUAUAUCAGACAGCUAUUACUAGACAAACUACUUUACGAUAGAACACAGCCUACGUCAAUGGAGGUAAUGCACGCAAACACUCUCCCCGAGACUACGUCAAUGAAGGUAUUGCAUGCAAAGUCUCUCCCCGAGACUACGUCAUGGAGGUAUUGCAUGCAAAGUCUCUCCCCGAGACUACGUCAAUGGAGGUAUUGCACGCAAAGUCUCUCCCCGAGACUACGUCAAUGGAGGUAUUGCACGCAAAGUCUCUCCCCGAGACUACGUCAAUGGAGGUAUUGCACGCAAAGACUCUCCCCGAGACUACGUCAAUGGAGGUAUUGCACGCAAAGACUCUCCCCGAGACUACGUCAAUGGAGGUAUUGCACGCAAAGACUCUCCCCGAGACUACGUCAAUGGAGGUAUUGCACGCAAAGACUCUCCCCGAGACUACGUCAAUGGAGGUAUUGCACGCAAAGACUCUCCCCGAGACUACGUCAAUGGAGGUAUUGCACGCAAAGACUCUCACCGAGACUACGUCAAUGGAGGUAUUGCACGCAAAGACUCUCACCGAGACUACGUCAAUGGAGGUAUUGCACGCAAACACUCUCCCCGAGACUACGUCAAUGGAGGUAUUGCACGCAAAGACUCUCACCGAGACUACGUCAAUGGAGGUAUUGCACGCAAAGUCUCUCCCCGAGACUACGUCAAUGGAGGUAUUGCACACAAACACUCUCCCCGAGACUACGUCAAUGGAGGUAUUGCAUGCAAAGACUCUCACCGAGACUACGUCAAUGGAGGUAUUGCAUGCAAAGACUCUCCCCGAGACUACGUCAAUGGAGGUAUUGCACGCAAAGACUCUCCCCGAGACUACGUCAAUGGAGGUAUUGCACGCAAAGACUCUCCCCGAGACUACGUCAAUGGAGGUAUUGCACGCAAAGACUCUCCCCGAGACUACGUCAAUGGAGGUAUUGCACGCAAAGACUCUCCCCGAGACUACGUCAAUGGAGGUAUUGCACGCAAAGACUCUCCCCGAGACUACGUCAAUGGAGGUAUUGCACGCAAAGACUCUCCCCGAGACUACGUCAAUGGAGGUAUUGCAUGCAAAGACUCUCCCCGAGACUACGUCAAUGGAGGUAUUGCACGCAAAGACUCUCCCCGAGACUACGUCAAUGACUACGUCAAGUGCUUGAACACAAAAACAUUGCGAAGAUCGUUGCUCCUACAUCUUCUCUGAGACACUAUCUGAUAGCCAACAACGCUGAUUUAAAAUAUUUCUGUUUCUGCACUGAUCAUAAAGACUAAAUACAAACUGCGUGGUCGAAUGGGACCUUGCAGGUCACCGAAAUAAAUCUUCACAAAAUUUUGCAUUAAAAAAAAGGAAAUCACUCUGACUCUGCCAGACUUCAAGAUUAGUUCCAGUGAGCCCAAAGGACACUGUAGGAACCACACAAUCCCCGCCCAGUAUGUGACCAUAGAGGGUUCCUAUUUGAAUUAGUAGCUAAACAAGUAAUGCCAUUUAUUUUACUGUGGUUUUGAAAUUAGCAUGUCAUACGUUUGUUUCUGAGCUACAAGUUUUGCAAUGAUUGUUAAAACAAAAUCAAACCAGUUUUAGUUCUCAUUUAAUAGAAUCCAUUGUCCAUAGUUAAGACAUCUACUCAGUUUCACCAAAUGUUUAGUCGACUCUUUGUUACAGCUCUAUCUCCCACAGCUUUACUCAUUCUACAAACUUUGUUUCAUAUCUUUGAAAAAUAAAACAAAUCCUCUAGUUGAUACAAAGCAUAUAGUCAGGUAACAUUUAUGAAAUGCCAUUAUUUUGAAAAUAUGUUAAACCUGCUUUUCGUUUCAUGUCUCACAGCCUGACUGUGAUUAUAGCAAAUCAAUGUGUCAACCAUUUGUAUGAAACCUCGAUGGAUUCUAAUCAAUUCUAUUCUUACCAUUACGUUCUCAGCUAUCAUUUCUUUGCACUACUGCAAUAUCCCAGAGAGAUUGCGUCAUAUUGAAUCAUCUCGACCUAAAAGAAUUAUUUAAAACUUCAUCCUUGAAAGAAUGUAGUCACUUUGAAUGUUGAAAACUAUUUCCUCCAAAGCAACAAACGAAUGUGUUGAUGUCCAACCUUUCAGGUGUCCAAAGACAAGAAAAAAGCAAGAAAUCUGAAAACAUUUGUUUAUCAUCUAGGUUAAAAUGACAUUAAAAUAAUUACUAGAUAGUUCCAGGGCAUUUUUUUUCCAAGAUAAGCUUCUAAAAGCCUCCCAUUUAAUAAAUUAGGUAUAAGGCAGCGACUUGAUUUUAAAAACAAAUUACCCAUAAAAAGCAGUGUUGUCCAUUCAGAAAUGGUCAGUUCAGCAACAGCACAGACAAGCCAACCUUUCGGCUUAGCAGAUGUAUGGUUCUGCUGAGGAGUUGGAGGUGACUUCACUGUUAGUCACGUUCAUAGUCUGAUAGAGAAGACGUUUAGCACUGUAUCAUAGGUUCUCCUACACUGUAGUACCUGAGUGUAUUGGAAACUAUUUCAAGAUGACGUUGUAUCAGGCUGGAUGUCACGUACCUAUACAUUCUGUACAGCAGUUUUCAGUUCUGACUGAAAUAGUUUGUUUUUUUACAAGCCUCGUGUGUGUGUGUGCGCGUGUGUGUGUUGAGUGAAAAAUUUUAUUCUUUUUGUUCCAAUACUUAAAGUAAUAAAUUACUUGGUAGAAUCAAACGUUUAUGAGUUUGUUGAAACAUCAAUGUCUGUUGUACAAGUUUGUCUGUUGUACAAGUGUGUCUGUUGUACAAGUUUGUUUGUUGUCUGUUGUACAAGUUUGUAUUUGUACACGUUUGUCUGUUGUACAAGUUUGUCUG